Molecule: messenger RNA, 1577 nt
Organism: Anopheles coluzzii
Lineage: Eukaryota; Metazoa; Arthropoda; Insecta; Diptera; Culicidae
Exons: 2
Coding region: 88-1554 (488 amino acids)
Source: RefSeq, a predicted model, not a curated record
GCAAGAAGUUUGGCCCGUGAUCGCUCAAUCAGUGUGGUGAGAUUUUCGGUGCGUGACAGACGGUCAGUGACAGAGAUCGGGAGAAAAAUGGCACGCUCGACUGCUUGGUUGCUGGUAGCUGGGUGUGUUGUGUUGCUUGGCGCACAGUGCCAAGGGGCUGGCGACUUUGGACUUUCUUACAGUGUGCCCGGAUUUGAGCCGAGCUUCCGGGGCGGUAUCGGAUCGGGGCUAGUGGCCGUCGUAAAGGCAAACGCCAGUCUGCUCAAGUACGAAGCGAACCUUGACCGUAGCGGCGCCACGACGGUAUUGUACGAGGUGGCGACGAACCUCACCAGCCCACUGAACAAAGUGUUGGGCCACGUGGCAGCGAGCUUUGGAGCGAACGGUAGCGAUGCGUUCCGGACGUUGACCGACGAGCUGCAGGCCACUGUGCAGCCAACGAUUUUGGCGCUGGAGCAAGCGGCCAACAAGCUCCGGACGCUGGAGGGAGUCGUACGCCCGAACGUGUUCAGUGCGUUCGUCGCCAACGUGAGCACGAUUGCGCUGGAGCUGGAAACACUGGCUGCGAGCUGGCCAACGUUUGCCGAAACGGUUCAAAUGGCCCGGUCGUCCGAAGCUCCGUACGGUGCUGGUAACAUCUCGUCGCUCAUCACGCCAACUAUCGUAAAGUCGGUGACCGCUCCGGUACAGCAAAUCAAUUCCGCUCUGGCCAAUAUUGCGGCGGCGUACGGUGCCGUUGCCAAGGAUCGCACCACCAUCAUCGGGUACGAAGCGUCCACCAACACCAGCGUCCAGAACGCGCAGCAGGAUCUGGCGAGUAGCGUGACGAUCGCGAACCGAACGUUCGCCGAUACCGCCCACCAGAUGGAGCAGCAGUGCAAUGGAACAGUGCGUCAGGUGCGUGACGGUUACACCGCCCUGCUCGGGCGGCUUAACGAUGAGACGUCCGGGGCGAAGGUGCGCAGCUUCCUGGAGCAGCUGGAAGCGCAAGGCUUGGCGCACAAUCAGCGCACCCGAGAGUUGCUGCACGAACUGGCCACCCAGUACACGGAGUCGGUUACGUCCGCAGGCGAUGCGAUUGGGAAGGGCCUAUUUGUCGGCACGGCUGCCCUUAUCGAUGAGGCAACGGCCAGCGACAGUAGCAAUGCCGAACGGUGCCUUCAGCGCUACAUCGGUGACUUCCGGCAGGGAUCGUACGCACCGACACGGCUCUCCGUCUGCUACCAGAUGGACGCACGCACGAUCGGAUACUUCUCGUCCGCCAAUACCGCUUUCCUCGAGCAGUGGCGCAAUGGAGCGGUGUACGGCAAUCAGGCACAGUCGGUCUGCACGCAGGGUUCGGCCAACUGUACGGCGGAGUACGUAGGACAGCUAGAAGGCAUUGUCAUGCAGAAUCAAGCCCGGAUGAACGCGUUCGAUACCUUCCUCGGUGAGGAGAUGGUUGCCUUGCGCGAACGGUACGACCUUUGCACGCGAGCCGUUCGAGCGGAUGUGGAGCAUUUGGUGGAAGCGACGACCGAAAAGUACCGAAACUGUCUCGUAACUGGCAGAUAGAUGGCAAUGAAUGAGUAAAUAAA